AAAAUGAUGAUAACAGCUCUUCAGUUUUUCAGUUUUGAUCAAGUCAUAAGUUGACUUGACUCCGAAUGUAACUAAAUUCUGCUUAUAAAUUAAUUUUACGCGUAAAAACUAAAUUGAGUAGAUACCUUAAGAAUUCCACGUUCUGCAGUAAUUUCAAACUUCGUCCAACAAUACCUUCAUUAACAAUAAUAGUGAUUCUGUCAGUUAAUUUGGAUAUCAUUCAUUUUGGUGGUAUGUAAGAUAAUUGAAAUUUCAUUAGAUUUUCCAUGAGGAGUGAAGUCAGGUCUAACCAACAAGUAAUCAUAUCGAGACAAGAAUAUACCUACUCAAGAUGACUGAAACCGUAUCUAAUGUGUACGACCUGCUAUAUCCCAGCCCUAUCACCCUGAAACAAAUCUCAUCAAUCAUAGUUGCUGUGCAAUUAUGGCGUACAGAAAUCCGCGAUCACCCUGAAAGUAAGCGUUUCCAGGAUUUUGAUUCGGAGGACAACAUUCCAGUGAGAACUGUUCUUCCCACUCUGCCAUCGACGAUUUACAGCUUACUGGAGAAAUAUAUCGACACAUUUAGAAAGUCAGUCGUAAAAUGGCAGAAUUAUCACAAGCGUGUAUUUAAUGAUAGUGGUUCGAUGAUCGUCUUAAGCCGAUUCAAUGAUUUUGCAUGGGACUGGGAUGGUACCAUUCACGAAGAGCGCACAGCCAAACGAAUGAUGAUGUGCGAUCGACUCACUGUAGAUGAGAAAUUCCAGAUCGCUUGUUUGUACUGCUUCGAAAAUGAUAUCAAACACCUUUGGCAAUCUGUCAGCAAGACGAAGCACUUGAAUGAAAUGAAAUAUCGUAAUUCUUCGCUACAGUACUACUGGAUCUGCUACCUUAGAAACAAAUUGCACAGAAUUCCUAAUCCGUUCACUUAUGAUGAUAUUGACAACAUGUAUGAGAAGAGAGGGUUUAAAAACCGUUCAUCGGUCGUGUAUUUUUGGAAUCGUUUAUCAUCUGAUAGGCAGCCACGAAUAGAUGUGUAUUCCAGCGCAGUUUUGGUAUUCUGUCGGUUUAUUUUACCGAAACUAAACGAACAACAACUCGACAUUUUCGUGGCCGAAAAAGGCGUCAAAUUGAUGCAUUUUCUGUUGGAGUUUCGGUCAACACAGUUUCGUGAUCUUGUUCUUCCAACUUGGAAGUAUAUUCAAAGCAGAAUCGAUGCAGCAAGUUAUUCAUAUCUUAUUAACGAAAUGCUCGUAGACGAGACUAUGAAGAGUAAGGAACAUGUUCAUUCUGGAAGAGGAGCGGUUUUGUUCAGCGAGAUUUGGAAAAGUGCUCCGCAGGAAUUCAAACGAUCGGCGUUGGAUGUCGUCCUGCAUAAUGAAAUAAUAAUUCUGCAGAGAAAUCAUACACGAUUGAACACUAUAAGAUCAAUGAAAUUACUAAACAUAGUAUUGCAAGAUGCAGCUUUAGAAGAAAGAAAUGCAUUUUGGUGUAAAAAUUGGCCUAAAUUGAUCUUUAGCGCACCUGUCGAAGAUUUGGAUGUUGCAAUGAAAUUGUCUUUUCGAAGUGAAAAUGAAAUUACACUAUUUAAAGAGAACACUAUGUCGAUAUAUGAAAAUAUGGCCGAAGGGUGCGUCUUGUUACUGAAAUUCGGUGAUUUCAAAGAAUUAAAUGAUUUCUUGUCUUUUUGCUGCCUCGAUGAGCAAAAAAGAGUGGAGUUGAAACAACGAUUAUUGAGCUCGAAUUAUAUUGGAGAAAAUUCUGUAUUUACACGUGACGUAGUCAGAAACAAUAAAUUGCUAAAUGAGUUCGUCGACGAUGCUUUUCGAGAUGCUGCUGAUCUCGGCGUUGAAUUUAGAAACCAAUUAACAUCAUCACCAGUAACCGAAGAAUGUUUACUCGAAUGUAUUCGCUGGUGUCAUGUUGUCGAUGUCGUUCACCUGAUGGAAUUCGUCGACACUUUUAUUGCAGAUGAACAAGUCAUAGUGCCUUUGAAAAAACGUUUGUUUGAGCAUUUCAAAGAUCGUCUUAUUGCUGGUAACGUUCCUGGGUUCGAUAGUGACAAAUUCGAAGCAUUUGUUGUUUGGUUGUUGGGUAGCGAAGACGAAAUUAUCAGAUUCAAGCAGUCAAUAUCAGUAGUGGAUAUUGUUCAUAAUGCGAUGCGAAUUCUUUUGCGAGUACUUGUGAUAGGUAGUGGGGCUAAACUUGGUUUUCCUACGAGUUGUGAGGAUUUUUUAAUGUGGUAUUACAACAAAGAUGAAGAUGAAAUUGAGAAGUUUAUGAAUCUAUUAGAUGAUGAACUGAUGAAGUACUUCUUUAUCGUUCCUAGAGAACAUUUGACGAAUCGUGUCUAGAUGGGUCUAAUUCUUGAAAUGAAAAAUUACUGUUAAGCUUGUCAAAUUGAUAUCGUUUACCUACUUGUUGUAAUGUUUUAUUAUGUCUGCAUCGGUGAUACAUACAUACUUAUCGUAAUUUAUUGUGGUUAGUUAUUGAUUGUAAAGUAGUAGGUUGGGAUGCUGUAAAGGAUUGGUACACUGUUCAGCCAUUUUCUUGCGAAAGCGUAUUUUUUUUCAUAACUCGAAAACAACGACAUUUGCAAAAAUUUUAGAAGAGUUCUUUUUUCGUAGAAAAUUGAAAAAUAUGACCAAAGCAAGAGACUUGAAAUUUCAUACUGUGCAACCGGAAGUGUACAAUAUAUUUAUAAAAAAAAUGUGAAAACCAAAUAUUUUUCAUUUUUUUCUCCAUAUUUUCAAUAUCUCGGGUCCUACAGUUGAAAUUUAAAGAUUGUUGCAAAAUUGGUCGUAUUUUUUUCAUUUCCCACAAAGGAAGAACUCUUCAAAAAUUUCUGUGAACGUUAAUUUUUGAGUUAUAAAAAAUACGAAUUUGCAAGAAAAUGGCGGACCAGGAUACCUCCCUAGUAUCUAUAUAGGUAUUAGGUAUUAACCGAUUGUAUCAUUAUUUUUAAUGCUCGUAAUAAACGUAUUCAAUAAAUUUUA
Planococcus citri (citrus mealybug) is the source of this 2974-nucleotide messenger RNA. RefSeq lists its product as uncharacterized. NCBI's taxonomy places the organism in Eukaryota, Metazoa, Arthropoda, Insecta, Hemiptera, Pseudococcidae. The record is from RefSeq and is a predicted model, not a curated record. Bases 332 to 2332 code for a protein of 666 amino acids. The transcript has 2 exons.